AGAAUUUAAAUAGAUAUCGUGAGUGUAAAGCCAGAAAGAAUAUAGUAUUUCCUGCAUAGGACGCAACAAAGGAACAAAGAUACCGAUGAGCGGUAUAAUUUAACAGUGAUUUCAUCAGCCUGCGCGUGAAAGAUUACUCCUACAGAAUCCUAUGCUGCAUAUAUGCCGUAUAAUCACUGUUAUCGGAACAUCAUUCACACAGAAGCUGUUUGAACGCGGCCCCAUUUUGACGUACGCGUAGCUAAAAUUGAGAAAAUUGUAUCAGUUAUUUUCUGAAUUAUGUAUUAUGUGAUCACCGUUUGAUAUCUUUCGUAAAAUAAAUACUAUGUCGAACAACAAACCUAACAACAAACCUAAUGUAAUCGACGUACCUGAUAAGGAACAAAUUCAACAACGAGAUUCAAUUGUAAUCGAAGAUGAAUCAAAUGCAAAAAUUGCGGAUUUUGAGACGGCGAUUACUGUCGCUGGGACCGGGAAGUUUCAAUAUCUUCUCAUUUUUGCGAUUAUUCCGGCCUCCUGGGCAUCGAGUGUAGAUACGGCUAAUAUGUCGAUGAUACUUCCAUCGGCGGAGUGCGAUUUAGGAUUGUCAUUGUUUGACAAAGGACUUUUGAAUGCUGCUAUCUACGUAGGUAUGCUAUUGAGCGGUUUUAUAUGGGGAUACCUCGCUGAUGUUAAAGGAAGAAAGAAGAUUAUAAUAUAUGGCUAUAUGGCGGAUGGUAUAUGCAAUGUACUCUCAGGAUUUUCGCAGAACUUCGAGACGCUUUUAUUCUUCAAAUUUCUCAGCGGCCUUAUCGUGUGUGGUCCAUAUGCAACUCUUAUGGCAUACAGCGCGGAAUUUUAUGGCGCCAGUGGUAGAACGAAGAUUCCAAUUCUCGUUGGCUUCUCGGUUUCGUUUGGAUGUGUAAUGAAUGCAGCAUUGGCUUGGCUAGUUAUUCCUCAGCAGUGGUCAAUUGUUCUUUGGGACGGUGCCUUUGUCUACAAUUCUUGGAGAAUCUUUCUAUCCCUUUGUGGAGUAUCAUCGUUGAUAGGUGUCUGUUGUCUCUCUUUCUUCCCGGAGAGUCCUAAAUUUCUGAUGACACAAAAUCGUAAUAAAGAUGCUCUUGAAAUUUUCAAAAAGAUCUACAGUAUAAAUACUGGUCUGCCUAAAGAUAAUUAUCCCAUAUAUGCUUUGGAUGAUGUAAGUUUAAACAAUACAACUACAGAACAAUCCAAAUGUCAAAGCGGUACGAAAGCGAGCUUAAAGAACGGAAUUCGGCAAAUGAAGCCCAUGUUUUUGAACCCAAAUCUGUCGUGUAUUUCAUUACUUGUUAUUAUGCAAUUUUGUUUGAUGUUAGGUUUAAAUACUCUUCGUCUCUGGCAGCCACAACUUUUUGCGACGAUAGAUAAUUUUUACAGUCUUAAUACAAAUAUAACUGAGCCUACCUUUUGUGAAAUACUGGAUAUUUCGACGUCUAUUAAUGCAAAUAAAACUGUUGCAUUAGAAAGGUCAACUUGCGAGACUAUUGUUGUAUCAAAUUCAAUGUAUAUGGACAGUGUUAUUGUAUCAGCUACUUCUUGUACUUUUAUAUUGUGUGCCAGUGUUAUUGUUAAUUUUCUGCAACACAAAUAUUUAUUAUUUGUCGGCUACGGAUGUUCGAUUUUAUGUCUGGUAGCUUUAAUCUGGUCUACAAGUACAUUAUCCACUCUCAUACUCACGUGUCUAUAUGUCGGAAUAAUGAGUAAGAGUUUCUACGUUCUAGUAGGCGCAACCGUUUUUAUCAGAACCAUGGCAGUAAGCUUAGAAAUGAUAAUAGGAAGACUGGGAUCUAUGACCGGCAAUCUCAUAUUCCCUGUUUUACUUGAAUAUGGUUGCGUAGCGCCGAUUAUUAACCUGAUAUGUUUCACUUUGUUGUGCUUGCUUCUUACGUAUUUCCUACCAAGUACAAACAAGCAUGCGGCAUAAAAUCUUGAGAGAUCGAAGGAAGAUUUAUAAGCAGAAGAUGAGUUUCACUUCUUGCUAUCAUCUCCGUAAUAACAUCUUCAUCUUCGAGGAUCCACAAUCGUUUAGCAGAGCCGAACUGGAGGCUCGAAGGACCUGAAUCGAUGCUUAUCGCGAGCUAUGAUCGAGCCCGUAUGAGGGCGUACAAUGGCCAUGCAUAUACAUGCACCACACAACGAAAGAUUGUAUGAGACCUUGAGUUUCACUUUCGACACAUCCUGGAGAGCCCUCCAGCCUUCACCCACAUGCUCAUCCCCCUCUAUCCCGCGCUUCUUCUAGUGUGGACGCAGCUUUAUCGCAGAUCUUAGGACCUCGCUACCUCCGUCGAUCGGUGCAAUAAAAUGUACCGACGUAAGUAAACUUGCAUACCCGUAAGUUUUCGCCUCGAAAAAAUCAAACAAAAAAGUGCAAACGUAGCGAGAAAUUUUAAAACU
Molecule: messenger RNA, 2412 nt
Organism: Acromyrmex echinatior (Panamanian leafcutter ant)
Lineage: Eukaryota; Metazoa; Arthropoda; Insecta; Hymenoptera; Formicidae
Product: synaptic vesicle glycoprotein 2B
Biological process (GO): transmembrane transport
Cellular component (GO): membrane
Molecular function (GO): transmembrane transporter activity
Source: RefSeq, a predicted model, not a curated record